AUGGUUCAACAGUUUGUUCAAUUUGAUAGGUUACAAGAUGAAGAUCUCAAUGCUCACAUCGCUAAUUUUCUGGAGAUUUGUGAUAUGUUCAAGAUUCAUGGAGCUACUGAUGAUGCAAUCCGCUUGAGAUUGAACUCCGCCACAAGACAAAUGAUAGAUGCUGCAGCUAGGGAAACUUUAAAUAGCAAGACAUCAAGGGCUGCACAAGAAUUGUUUGAAGAAAUGACAAUGAACAAUUAUCAAUGGAGUUCCACUCAAUCCAAACCUGCGAAUUCUGUUGGGAUUUAUAGUCUUGAUGCAGUAACAUCCUUGGCAAGACAAAUUGAAGCCUUAGGAAAGAAAAUUGAUGUUUUAUUUAUGAACCAUCCAGUUGCUCCGCCAAUGAGGAACAACAUACCCCUAGGAUUUCAACAAGCUUCACAUCCACCACCACCCCCACUUGAAAAGAAAUCAAACCUUGAGGAGCUGAUGACUAAAUUUAUUCAAACUUCAGAAUCUCGAUUUCAAUCCACCGAGACAGCACUAAGAAAUCAACAAGCCUCUAUCCAUAAUCUAGAAAAUCAGUACGCCAAAUUUCUGAAGGAUCUAUUAUUCAAUAAGAAGAAGUUGGAGGAGUUGGUCACGGUGACUCUGAAUGAAGAAUGCUCAGCAAUUCUGCAAAACAAGACACUCAAAAAAUUAAAGGAUGUAGGUAGUUUUACUCUUACUUGUCUCAUUGGUAGAUUGAUAGUCGAUAGAGCUUUAGCUGAUUUAGGUGCUAGUAUUAAUUUAAUGCCAUAUUCUAUUUUUAAGAAAUUGGGUUUAGGAGAACCUAGGCCAACUAGGAUGAGUAUUCAACUAGCUGAUAGGUCAAUUAAAUAUCAUAGGAGUAUCAUUGAGGAUGUGCUUGUAAAAAUAGACAAAUUUAUUUUUUCUGUUGAUUUUAUGAUUCUUGAUAUGGACGAGGACACUGAAGUCCCCUUGAUCUUAGGUCGUCCAUUUUUAGCUACUGCAAAGGCUAUAAUUGAUGGAAAGUUAAUUUUAAGAGUUGGAGAUGAAAAAGUCACUUUCAAAAGUCCUGAUGCAAUGAAAAAGUCUUUGAAACAAGAUGAUUCUUGCUACUUCAUUAAUGUAAUUGAUGAUUGUGUUUCUGAGUGUGCAUAG
Abrus precatorius (Indian licorice) is the source of this 1143-nucleotide messenger RNA. RefSeq lists its product as uncharacterized. Bases 1 to 1143 code for a protein of 380 amino acids. The transcript has 4 exons. The record is from RefSeq and is a predicted model, not a curated record. NCBI's taxonomy places the organism in Eukaryota, Viridiplantae, Streptophyta, Magnoliopsida, Fabales, Fabaceae.